Molecule: messenger RNA, 2826 nt
Organism: Brenthis ino (lesser marbled fritillary)
Lineage: Eukaryota; Metazoa; Arthropoda; Insecta; Lepidoptera; Nymphalidae
Source: the annotation of a GenBank genome assembly
AUGAGGCUCGUAGACACAUUAAAACUUUUGGAACUUCAAAACAGUCCUACAAAUAUUCGUAAUAUUUGCAUUGUAGCCCACGUGGACCAUGGGAAAACGACUUUGGCGGAUUCCUUGAUAUCUAGUAAUGGUAUUAUCUCCCAAAGAAUGUCUGGUAAACUGCGUUACAUGGACAGUAGGCCAGACGAACAGGAGAGAGGUAUCACCAUGAAAAGCAGCAGUAUUGCACUAUACCAUGCUUUGGAUACACAGGAGUACCUUGUGAAUUUGAUAGAUUCUCCUGGCCAUAUAGAUUUUUCAAGUGAAGUGUCAACUGCAGUCAGAUUAUGUGAUGGUGCUAUUGUUGUUGUUGAUGUUGUAGAGGGUGUAUGUCCACAAACAAGGCUUGCCUUAAAACAGGCUUACUCUGAGAAUAUCCGAGCAGUUCUUGUUUUAAAUAAAAUAGACAGAUUAAUUGUUGAAAUAAAAAUGACACCACUUGAUGCAUAUGUUCACAUUACACAAGUAUUAGAACAAGUUAACGCUGUAAUGGGAGAGCUAUUUGCUUCUAAAGUUUUAGAAAAUGAAGAAAACUUGAUUGAUAAACAGCAAAAGUCAAUGCCAAAACCUAAAGAAGAUAAUAAUUUCUAUGACUGGACCUCAGCUCUGGAAGAUGCAGAUGACUCAAACUUAUAUUUUUCACCGGAACAAGGAAAUGUAGUUUUUGCAAGUGCUGUAGAUGGAUGGGGAUUCACUAUUCAAACAUUUGCAAAGUUAUUUUCAGAAAAACUUGGAGUUAAAGAGGAAUUGCUUAGAAAAGUUCUAUGGGGUGAUUUCUAUUUACAUCCAAAAAUGAAACGUUUUAUGAAAGGUGCACAAGAAAAAGCGAAAAAGCCCCUAUUUGUUCAAGUUGUUUUUGAUAAUUUAUGGAAUAUAUAUGAAACUAUAGUUAUGAGAAAUGAUAAGGAGAAGGUCCCAAUGAUUUGUGAAAAGCUUGGUAUUAAACUAACAGCUAGAGAUCUUAGACAUACAGAUACUAGAAUUCAACUGCAAUCUUUGAUGAUGCAAUGGCUACCUCUAUCCCACGCAGUAUUAGACAUGGUGUGCAAAAAAUUGCCUUCUCCAAAGGAAAUUUUGCCUGAAAAAGUUGAGAAGCUUAUGUGCUCUCGCAUAAGAGAUUUUGAUUCCUAUCAUGAUGAUACUAAGAAACUUAAAGAUGACUUUCUUGCCUGUGAUAGUAGCGACAGACCUGUGAUUAUUUUUAUAUCGAAAAUGUUUAGUGUUGAUAAAAGUUCGUUGCCAGAAAAUAAACCUAAGCUUCUGACACCAGAAGAAAUGGCUUUAAGAAGAGAAAAGGCAAGACAAAUACGUGAAGAGAAAAAACAAAAUAAUACAAAUUCUGAAGCGAUUACAAUAUCAAAAGAACUUAACGAAAAAGAUACUGAAAAGUGUAUUAAGGAUGAAAAUGAAACAGAAGAUGAAAAUUCAACUGUAUUUAUAGCAUUUGCUAGGAUAUUUAGCGGUAGAGUUAAGAAAGGGGAUAAAUUAUAUGUACUUGGUCCUAAACAUGAUCCGUCACAAGUACUUUUGAGGAAAGAUUUUCAAAUAGAUCCUAAUAAGAAAUUGAAAGACUUGCAAAGUGAUGAACAUAUAACAUGUACUGAGAUAAAAUCCUUAUAUAUUUUAAUGGGUAGAGAAUUAGAAGAGAUUAAUGAAGCAGUAGCCGGUAACAUUAUAGGUAUAGGUGGAUUAGAAGAAUAUAUCUUGAAGACAGCAACUCUCAGUAGCACUAUAGCUUGUCCGGCAUUCAGUGAAAUCCAGUUUGCAGCCGUACCAAUUUUAAGGGUCGCCAUAGAACCCACUUAUCCUUCACAAUUACCUCAACUAGUAAAAGGUUUACGACUUUUAAAUCAAUCGGACUCUUGCGUUCAAGUGCUAUUGCAAGAAACCGGUGAACACGUUUUAGUGACUGCUGGUGAAGUUCAUUUGCAAAGAUGUCUUGAAGAUCUUAAAAACUUGUACGCGAAAAUACCGAUUUCCGUAUCAGAACCAAUAGUACCAUUUAAGGAAACAAUAAUCGAACCACCAAAAAUAGAUAUGGCCAACGAAGAAAUAGAUUCACAAAAUAUAGACAAAGGCGAUGCCGAAAUAGACCCGCUAAUAACAAUAUACACAAAUAAUAAACAAAGUAGAAUAAAAAUUCGAGCCAAACCGCUACCUAAUGAAAUAACACUAUUAUUAGAUCGAUCAACAGAUUUACUUAAAGCGAUAUCACGACAUAUAAAAACAUUGCAAGGCUCAUCCAAGAACGAAAAACUUGAGACCAAAUUCGACGAAAUGCAUAUAAAUAAACAUGAAUUAUCAGAUCGAAUGCUACGACUUAUAGAAACAUUCAAAAUGGAGUUAGAAGGUAUAUGCUCAAAAUUAGACCCUGAGUGGAAAAAUGUCGUAAAGCAAAUAUGGUCGGUAGGACCUAGAAAUUGUGGUCCAAAUCUGCUUUUGAACCAAACUCCAGAUUAUAAUACCAAGUUUUUGCAUCACGAUAAAGUAUUGAUAAAAGAUCCAAGGUUUGAGUAUGAGAGUAGUUUUGUGAAUGGCUUCCAAUUGGCAACAUUGGCUGGACCGUUGUGUGAUGAACCAAUGAUGGGUGUGGCCUUUAUUGUCGAGGAAUGGAGCUUGGAUAAACGUGAGGAAGAUACGUUGUACACGUUCGGACCAUUAUCAGGUCAAAUAAUGUCGGCAGUGAAAGAAGGAUGUAGGAAAGCAUUCCAAGCGCAACCGCAAAGACUGAUGGCAGCUAUGUACUCGUGCGACAUUGUAGUGGAUCAGAGGGUAUUAGGUAAGUUG